AUGUCUUGUCACCAAAGAAUCGUGCAGAAAAUGGCGCUUAACAAAACUUCAACACGAUUAGCUACCGGUUCAGGAGAUAUGAUUGUUAGAUUAUGGCAUAUUGGUUCGAAGGAAGGCUUCUCAAAAAGCUGUCGACUGCACCAGGGAAUGAUAACACUAUUGAAAUUCCAUCCGACAUUACCUUACCUUUUCUCAUCGUCAGUGGGUGAUCACUUUGUAGCUGUGUGGGACACUGAGACUGGAAAACAUGUCUCUUCUCUUGAAGGUCAUCAAAGCAUUGUUACAAGUUUGGACUUUAAUGCUGGAAAAAAUGAAUUAGUUACGUAA
Molecule: messenger RNA, 327 nt
Organism: Schistosoma curassoni
Lineage: Eukaryota; Metazoa; Platyhelminthes; Trematoda; Strigeidida; Schistosomatidae
Source: the annotation of a GenBank genome assembly